CUCCGCAGGUGUUUCUGAUGACACCACAGGCAGGGAUGAAGCUCCUCCUGUUGGUUUUACUUUUCCCGUUUGAAGUAUCAAGCCCAUCUUUAAAUCACACUGAAGACCACAUGUCGGGAGUUUUUUCCUUCAGUGAUCUGGCUGGGCUGCGUUCCUUCUUACCUGAGACAGAGGAGGAGACCAGAAUAAUUGGAGGAGAGGAGGCGUUAUUUCACUCUUGGCCAUGGCAGGUUUCUCUGACGUUUAUCACAAUGCCAGCAUGUGGAGGGGCCAUACUAUCACCAUUCUGGGUUCUUUCUGCUGCUCACUGCUUCAGAAGGUACAUAAAAGCUUCUUUGUGGACAGUUCUGGCUGGAAAACAUGAUCUGGACAAUUUAAAUGAAAAAGGUCAACAGGUGGUUGCAGUGAGUAUAAUCCUCAUUCAUAAGGAUUACAGCACUCAGACUAAAGAGUAUGACAUUGCCUUGUUGAAGCUGAAAGAGCCACUCAUCUUCAAUGACUUUGUGAGACCCAUCAACAUCUGGAUGACCACGCUGCCCCUGUUCACUGAAUGCACUACCACAGGCUGGGGCUCCACUAGAGAGAAUGGACCUCGCGUGAACAAAUUGCAGGAAGUUAAUGUAACACUUCUCCCCUCUGAAGUUUGUAACAAAUACUAUGUUGGUAGAAUCCUCGAUACAAUGUUUUGUGCAGGAAAGGAGGAAGGCGGUGCGGAUGCCUGUCAGGGAGACUCGGGAGGGCCCAUAUCCUGCUUCAAUGGGAGCAGGUAUGAGCUCGCAGGGGUAGUAAGCUGGGGUGUUGGUUGUGGACGGGCCAAAAAGCCGGGAGUCUACACAAGAAUACAGAACGUAAUUUCAUGGAUCACAGAUGUCAUAAAUGAAGAAAAUAUUUUGUCAGUUGGCACUCCGGCGGCAGCAGAAGACAACUGUGGAAAGCAUCGAGGCCGAGGUUGUGUGACAGUGCCACUCACUGCAUCAUUACAUCAGUCCCAGGAUGGUGUCACCUCUGUGCAGAACAUCAGUGAAUCCUGUCCAUUUUACUGGCCCUGGCAGGUCAGUAUACAACAGGAUGGGCACCAUUACUGCAGCGGGACCCUGAUCAGCCAGCAGUUUGUCAUCACAGCACAACACUGCAAUGUACGUGUUGAGGACACGGUAGUUUUGGGAUUACAUGACAUCAGAUACUCUUUGUUACAAAGAAUUCCUGUAGUGAGAGUUAUCAACCUACCACAAGAUGGCAGCUUUCCUCCAGGCUCUGACCUGUCUCUAAUCCAGCUCGCCACUCCUGCCAGACUUGGCAAAAGCGUAGCUCCAAUAUGUGUCCCUGACCAGGAUGAGGAUGGUGAUUUGGAUCAUAGCUGGAUUUGUACAGUGACAGGAUGGGGAACAACUAAGGCUACAGGGGGUGUGAAUCCUAACCGGCUGCACCAUGCUGUAGUGACACUAUUUAACCAGACCACCUGUAGAGAGAAGUGGGGAGAAGACAUGAUCAAAGACUCUCACUUAUGCGCUCAUCCUGCAGCUUCUACAUCCUGCCUGGGUGACUCGGGAGCCCCUCUUUUCUGUCGGAAGCAUGGUGCCUACUUCCUCUUUGGAAUAGUCACAUGGGGUAGCAGUCGAUGUGAUGAGCAUUUUCCAGCAGUUUUCACCAGAGUGCCACGUUUCUAUUCAUGGAUUUCUGAUGAAAUUGGAGACCAGGGAGGUCUCCAGUAGGUGUCUUGAAUGCAUUUGUCAAUAACCUUUUGUUUUCAUAACCAAAUUGGCUUUGCAACAUGGCAAACAAGUUUUAAUAAAAAAUAUUUUGAAGAAAUGCAGAUAAUCAUGACUGU
This is a messenger RNA of Periophthalmus magnuspinnatus, 1828 nucleotides long. It is a transcript of the gene ovch1, whose product is annotated as ovochymase 1. Gene Ontology annotation, biological process: proteolysis. The transcript has 13 exons. Gene Ontology annotation, molecular function: serine-type endopeptidase activity. NCBI's taxonomy places the organism in Eukaryota, Metazoa, Chordata, Actinopteri, Gobiiformes, Gobiidae. The record is from RefSeq and is a predicted model, not a curated record. Bases 18 to 1712 code for a protein of 564 amino acids.